CUUCUCUCUGCCCCUGCCAGGAUGCGCCAACCUCGGAGGAGCUGGAGCAGUUUGCCAAGGACCUCAAGCACAAGCGCAUCAUGCUGGGCUUCACCCAGGCUGACGUGGGGCUGGCUUUGGGCACCCUUUACGGGUUUGAGAACAAGGAGCUGUUUUUAAAUGGCUGCAGCUGCUUCUGGAAGAGUGUUUCAGUGACCACCAUCUGCCGUUUCGAGGCCCUGCAGCUCAGCUUCAAGAACAUGUGCAAGCUGAAGCCGCUGCUGCAGCGUUGGCUCAACGAGGCAGAGAACACGGACAACAUGCAAGAGAUGUGCAAUGCGGAGCAAGUGUUGGCCCAAGCCCGGAAGAGGAAGCGCAGGACCAGCAUCGAGACCAACGUGAAGGGGACGCUGGAGAGCUUCUUCCGCAAGUGUGUGAAGCCCAGUCCCCAGGAGAUCUCCCAGAUUGCUGAGGACCUCAACCUGGAUAAAGAUGUGGUCCGGGUCUGGUUCUGCAACCGGCGUCAGAAAGGCAAACGGCUGCUGCUGCCCUUCGGCAACGAGGCGGAG
Messenger RNA from Nestor notabilis (Kea), 548 nucleotides. Its product is annotated as POU domain, class 5, transcription factor 1.1-like. The record is from RefSeq and is a predicted model, not a curated record. The annotation marks the transcript as partial. Gene Ontology annotation, biological process: regulation of transcription by RNA polymerase II. The transcript is spliced from 5 exons. Gene Ontology annotation, molecular function: DNA-binding transcription factor activity, RNA polymerase II-specific; RNA polymerase II cis-regulatory region sequence-specific DNA binding. Lineage: Eukaryota; Metazoa; Chordata; Aves; Psittaciformes; Psittacidae.